Messenger RNA from Budorcas taxicolor (takin), 1251 nucleotides. It is a transcript of the gene KCNJ15, whose product is annotated as potassium inwardly rectifying channel subfamily J member 15. The transcript has 3 exons. Gene Ontology annotation, biological process: regulation of monoatomic ion transmembrane transport; potassium ion import across plasma membrane. Gene Ontology annotation, cellular component: plasma membrane. Gene Ontology annotation, molecular function: inward rectifier potassium channel activity. Lineage: Eukaryota; Metazoa; Chordata; Mammalia; Artiodactyla; Bovidae. The record is from RefSeq and is a predicted model, not a curated record.
AUGGUAGCCAGCUAGGCGAAGGGGAGUGAGGACCAUCCACCUGCCUUGGAGAAGACGCCAUCUGACCCGCCGGCUGGCCGAGUGAGCCCCCAGGUACACAUUGGUGGUCCUGUGAGCUGGACCGUGGACCCGAUUCACAUCAGCAUGGCCAGCACGCCCCUGGUGAAGCACACCGCUGGCCCUGGCCUCAAGGCCAGCAGACCCCGAGUCAUGUCCAAGAGCGGGCACAGCAACGUGAGAAUCGACAAAGUGGAUGGCAUAUACUUGCUCUACCUCCAAGACUUGUGGACCACCGUCAUCGACAUGAAGUGGAGAUACAAGCUUACCCUGUUUGCUGCCACAUUCGUGAUGACCUGGUUCCUGUUCGGGGUGAUCUACUAUGCCAUCGCCUUUAUCCAUGGGGACCUGGAGCCCAGUGAGCCCCCUUCCAAUCACACCCCAUGCAUCAUGAGAGUGGACUCCCUCACCGGGGCAUUCCUGUUUUCCCUGGAAUCCCAGACAACCAUCGGCUAUGGAGUCCGUUCCAUUACCGAGGAAUGCCCUCAUGCCAUCUUCCUCUUGGUGGCCCAGCUGGUCAUCACCACCUUGAUUGAGAUCUUCAUCACGGGCACCUUUCUGGCCAAAAUUGCCAGACCCAAAAAACGGGCAGAAACCAUCAAGUUCAGCCACUGUGCCGUCAUCACCAAGCAGAACGGGAAGCUGUGCUUGGUGAUCCAGGUGGCCAACAUGAGGAAGAGUCUCCUGAUCCAGUGCCAGCUCUCGGGGAAGCUCCUCCAGACCCAUGUCACCAAGGAGGGCGAGCAGAUCCUCCUGAACCAGGCCACCGUCAAGUUCCAUGUGGACUCCUCUUCCGAGAGCCCCUUCCUCAUCCUGCCCAUGACGUUCUACCACGUGCUGGACGAGACAAGCCCCCUGCGGGAUCUCACCCCCCAGAACCUGAAGGAGAAGGAGUUUGAGCUGGUGGUCCUCCUCAAUGCCACCGUGGAGUCCACCAGCGCCGUGUGCCAGAGCCGCACAUCUUACAUCCCGGAGGAGAUCUACUGGGGCUUCGAGUUUGUGCCUGUCGUCUCUCUCUCAAAAACCGGCAAGUACGUAGCUGACUUCAGUCAGUUUGAACAGAUCCGGAAAAGCCCAGAUUGUACCUUUUACUGCGCAGAUUCCGAGAAGCAGAAACUUGAAGAGAAAUACAGGCAGGAGGAUCAGAGGGAAAGAGAGCUGAGAACGCUUUUGCUGCAGCAGAGCAAUGUCUGA